This is a messenger RNA of Silurus meridionalis, 1634 nucleotides long. RefSeq names its product sialomucin core protein 24-like. The transcript has 5 exons. NCBI's taxonomy places the organism in Eukaryota, Metazoa, Chordata, Actinopteri, Siluriformes, Siluridae. The coding region runs from base 162 to 1034 and encodes 290 amino acids. The record is from RefSeq and is a predicted model, not a curated record.
UACGCCCUCCUACAUGCCUGUGAGACUCCAUUCUUUAGGGAGUGGAAAAUAAACAGAGCUCACCGAAUGAGGAAAACAAUACUUACUACUCACUAUUUAUGUUUUUUGUCUUUGGAAUCAUUCCCUCUUAAGGUUAGGGCACAAAGGACAUCUGGAAAGCCAUGGAUCUGUGCAAUAAAUUGCCUUUGAUGUGUUCCCUUUUCAUUGUACUUUCCUUCACUCUACACAUUUUUACCAGUCCAGCACCUGUACAUAAUGCAAAGGAAACAACCAGGCAGAGAAUACCAAGAAAAUACCAAAAAGAUACAACACAACAGGCAAACAACUCAUAUAAUUAUUCAACUAUUAAUGCCAGCAUAAACAGUUCAAGUACCAGCUCAACAAUUCCAAACCAGCAUAACAGUACAAACAGUACAGUCUAUAACAGCACACAGCACAACUCACCGAUGCCCAGCCCAACAGCAGAGAUUACAACACAUCAGAUAAACGCAUCUGCCACUAAAGCAAACUUUGCAACACAGUCUGCUUCUGAUCCCACAAGAACAACAAUCUCAACAACACUCAUCCUUCCAGUAUCCACUGUGCAUGGCAGUAAUGAAAGCACAUCCAAGUCCACUUCUACAUUCUUUACCACAGAAAUGGCUAUUGGCAACAAAACAAACAAUGAAACGGCAGGUGCUGGUCUAAAUCACUCAGAAAUUUCCCUGACCAUUUUGUUUAGUGUAGUACUUGGUGUGAUAGUUCUAAUAAUUCUGGGGCUAUCUGUCUACAAAAUGACCAGGAGCAAAGGAGCUCAGUAUUCUCAUCGUCCUCUUCACAAUGAAGAAACAGGUGGGCAGUUCACAAUAACAGAUGAUACCCUAGUAAUUUCAGGAGGGCUCUAUGAUGGACCUCGGAUCUACAACUCCACAGUAACAGCACUUAACGAAGACCCACCAUUUACCUACACACCUACUCAAUUCAGACUGGAGUUUUUGCAUGAGGAUCAUAUUCCUGAAGCUUCCCCCUUCAAAACCACUGACCAAGAGCCUUAGCAAAUCAGUCUUGUAUGUUAACACUGAAAAGAGCUGAGCAGUUGAUCUUUCUGCCCAUUUCUAUUCCUGCCACAACGGUGCACCAAAGGUUAGCUUACCAACAGUGUUCACUUCAUGCUGCAAUGAAUAUAAGAAUUCAUAAAAUGCUGCUUUAUGCUGCCAGACAUUUAUCAUGCAUAUGUUAUAAAGAAACUGUCAACUGUAGAAACAAAAUAUUGGUAAAGUACUCCUCUGACAGUGCAAAUUUAACACCACCAAAAUGAGAAAGAAUCAACUUGUUAAAACCCUUUAUAAGAAAAAAUAGGAGAAGGAUGAAUUAAAGGGACAUUUUAUUAUCAUAAUACAUCAUAUGUGGCUUCAUGGUUGUAAAAUGAUAAUGAUAAUUUUUUUAUGAGAAGUAUUAUGAUAUAUUUAUUUUUAUUUUUUUUAAAAGCAAUUCUCUUGAAACAGAUAAUCUAAUGUGUACUGAAACGUAAAAAUGUCAUUUUACAUAUAGUGUCGUAAAAAAGUCUUUAAAUAUGAGUUAUAAUUUUGUCAUGUUGAACAUUCAUGUAAUGAAUGUAGCGAACAUUCAAAUUCUAUAACAUAAAAGUUGUGUAA